Emericellopsis atlantica is the source of this 3240-nucleotide messenger RNA. RefSeq names its product dehydrogenase E1 component-domain-containing protein. Gene Ontology annotation, molecular function: protein binding; pyruvate dehydrogenase (acetyl-transferring) activity. Gene Ontology annotation, cellular component: intracellular membrane-bounded organelle. Gene Ontology annotation, biological process: pyruvate decarboxylation to acetyl-CoA. NCBI's taxonomy places the organism in Eukaryota, Fungi, Ascomycota, Sordariomycetes, Hypocreales, Bionectriaceae. The coding region runs from base 1 to 3240 and encodes 1079 amino acids. The transcript is spliced from 9 exons. The record is from RefSeq and is a predicted model, not a curated record.
AUGUCAGAUCCAGGCCGAACCCUGAGCUUUGCCGAGCGAAGAGGCAGCACCUUGAGCGAGGAGUUCAUCCUUGACACAUCGGCCUCCAUGUCAGACCCUCGCUUAGCCAAGAUGGCCCAGUCUCGACAUGUGCGAGGGCCGCCAACGCCCAGUAUGUCGACGCCUGCUGCCGAUUUCGACCAACAGCUCGUGGGAUCGCCGCCUCCACCACCCACACCCGCGGCGUCUCCCGGUCCUUCACAUUGUCAGCCAGAUUGGAGUGGCGCGGCUGAUGACGAGGACUUCUUCCUCGCCAAGGUUAGGCAGCACUUUAAGAACUGCUCUGGUCCGCAGCGAACCCGCAUCCUCGCCGAUCUCCUGAAUCUCUGCACCAGUCCGCAACUGAGCUUCGUCCACCAACAUGUCAGCCCUUUGCUGAAAAAAGACCCUUUCACCAGUUUGCCAGACGAGCUGUGUCUACGGAUUCUCUCGUUCAUAGACGACCCGAAAGUUCUUGCGCGGGCAUCGCAAGUGUCCCCGCGGUGGCGCGACCUACUAAGCGACGACAUGACCUGGAAGAAUCUCUGCUUGAAGCACGACUACCGACGUAGAAUGUCCGAGGUGGAGAGCGGCAGCCCUGGAGGUUACAGUCGGCCGGCAAUACAACCACUGACCAACGUCGACUCUGCGAGUUUCCCCGGUGCACUGCCUGUGACAGCGCAUGUGGGGGGUUCGAGAUCGCUCGAUGGAGGCAGUCGGUCAAUACGCCCGAAAAUGAGGUCUUACAAAUCGCAUUUCAAGCAGCGAUACCUUGUGGAUGCGGCAUGGAGAUCUGGUGGCUCAUGCGUCGCCCGGAAUAUAACGCAGGAAGGAGGCGUUGUCACCAGUCUCCAUCUCACCUCCAAGUACAUAAUCUUGGCCCUGGAUAAUGCUAGGAUCCAUGUAUUCGAUACGGAGGGCAAUGCGCUUCGCACGCUACAAGGUCAUGUCAUGGGGGUCUGGGCCAUGGUCCCCUGGGGAGACACGCUGGUUAGCGGAGGAUGUGAUAGAGACGUGCGCGUCUGGGACCUUCGCACAGGACACUGCCUGCACACACUGCGCGGACACACCUCUACCGUUCGAUGCCUUAAGAUGGCGGACGAGAACACCGCCAUCUCGGGCUCACGCGACACCACCUUGCGUAUCUGGGACAUCCGCACCGGCCUGUGCCGUAAUGUUCUCGUGGGGCACCAAUCUAGUGUCAGAUGCCUCGAGAUCCACGGUGACAUUGUCGUAUCAGGUAGCUACGAUACCUUCGCCAGAGUUUGGAGCAUUUCUGAAGGUCGUUGCCUGCAAACACUGCAAGGUCACUUCAGCCAGAUUUAUGCCAUUGCUUUUGACGGAAAGCGCGUCGUGACCGGCAGUCUGGACACGAAUGUCCGAAUCUGGGAUCCUUUCACUGGCGAAUGUCUUGCCAUUCUCCAGGGUCAUACAUCGCUCGUCGGCCAGCUACAGAUGCGUGGCGACACCUUGGUCACGGGCGGGUCUGACGGCUCUGUCCGCGUGUGGUCACUAGAGAAGAUGUGUCCCAUUCACAGGCUUGCUGCACACGACAACAGCGUGACCAGUCUGCAGUUUGACGAUACCCGAAUCGUGAGCGGCGGUAGCGACGGACGCGUCAAGAUUUGGGAUCUGAAAACUGGACUUCUCGUGCGUGAGCUGAUUGCCCAAGGUGAAGCUGUGUGGCGCGUUGCUUUUGAAGCUGAAAAAUGCGUCGCGCUGGCCCUUAGACAAAGCCGAACUGUGAUGGAGGUCUGGACUUUCACUCCGCCUGACGACGUGAUCUUUGACCGGCCGCCGACUAUUCAACAGCGCGUGCUCGAGGAUGAUCCAAGUCGACCUCUGAGCGCAAUGGUGGUUGAUUACACCGAGCCCUCCUCUUCAGGGUCCAGCUCCCAGGCGGCAAAUCAAGACCAGGAUGUCGAGAUGACAGAAGCUGAAGCUGGUCCUUCCACUGGCAACAAGACAGGCCCCUUAUCCGACCUCGCGAUGUUCUCCCGAGCUGCCAGAGUGCCCAGGGCGCUUGCCUCGCGCACCAGGGCUCCUAUUGCCCUUGCGGCCCGUCCUCGCUUUGUUACCACCGACGCUGCCUCUGCGUCCCUGAGCGCCAAGGUGCCCAAGGAUGACAAUGAGACUUUCUCGGUCAACCUCAGCGACGAGAGCUUCGAGACCUACGAGCUCGACCCUCCUCCCUACACCAUUGAUGUCACCAAGGCCGAGCUGAAGCAGAUGUACUACGACAUGGUUGCGGUCCGACAGAUGGAAAUGGCGGCCGAUCGCCUGUACAAGGAGAAGAAGAUUCGCGGUUUCUGCCACUUGUCCACCGGCCAGGAGGCUGUCGCCGUCGGUAUCGAGCACGCAAUCACCAAGGAGGACGACAUCAUCACCGCCUACCGAUGCCACGGUUUCGCUCUGAUGCGUGGUGGCACCGUCCGCUCCAUCAUCGGCGAGCUGCUCGGUCGCCGUGAGGGCAUUGCCUACGGAAAGGGUGGUUCCAUGCACAUGUUCUCCAAGGGCUUCUACGGUGGCAACGGUAUUGUCGGCGCUCAGGUCCCCGUCGGUGCCGGUCUCGCCUUUGCGCACAAGUACAACGACACCAAGAAGGCCUCCAUCAUCCUCUACGGUGAUGGUGCCAGCAACCAGGGUCAGGUCUUUGAGGCUUUCAACAUGGCCAAGCUCUGGAACCUCCCCGCCUUGUUCGGCUGCGAGAACAACAAGUACGGUAUGGGUACCUCUGCGGCCCGCUCCUCCGCCUUGACCGACUACUACAAGCGCGGACAGUACAUCCCCGGUCUCAAGGUGAACGGCAUGGACAUUCUGGCUGUCAAGGCUGCCGUCAAGUACGGAAAGGAGUGGACUGGCGCCGACAAGGGCCCCAUGGUCCUCGAGUACGUCACCUACCGCUACGGUGGCCACUCCAUGUCCGAUCCCGGAACCACCUACCGCACGCGUGAGGAGAUUCAGCGCAUGCGCUCGACCAACGACCCAAUUGCCGGGCUCAAGCAGAGGAUCCUCGACUGGGAGGUCGCCAGCGAGGACGAGCUCAAGAAGAUUGACAAGGAGGCGCGCAGCCACGUCCAGGAGGAGGUCGCCAUUGCCGAGGCCAUGGCUGUCCCCGAGCCCAAGCCCUCAAUUCUGUACGAGGACAUCUACGUCCGCGGCUCUGAGCCCAAGUUCAUCCGUGGCCGCCACGCGGAUGAGGAUUACUACUUCAACCAGUAA